CGAUUUGUACAUAGGCGAUAGUCGAUCGCAAGGAAGAGGAACUAACGGAAACAUGGAUCCUGUAAAAGACGAGUUGAGUGAAGUUGAGAAGGAUAUUUUUGAGAAAAUUGCUAAUAAUGAUGUAAAUGGGCUGAAAAAUGCCCUUCUACAACAGAAGAUGAAGGUAGAUAUCUACGAUGAAAACGGCAUGACACCAUUGCAGCAUGCAGCCUACAAGGGGAAUAAGGAAAUUGUACAGAUGCUGUUAGAUCAAGGUGCAGAUGUUAAUUCAGGAAAUCAUGAAUUUGGAUACACAGCAUUACAUCUUUGUGUACUUUCCGGAAAUGCCGAGUUGUGUCAUCUUUUACUUAUGGCUGGUGCUAAAAGUCAGACAACCAAUUCGGUUGGACGCACUGCUUCUCAGAUGGCAGCUUUUGUUGGAAACCAUGCUUGUGUUGCAGUAAUCAACAACCAUGUUCCAAAAUCAGACAUUGAUUACUAUACAAUACCACAGGGUCUGGAGACGGAGCCAAAGCUUCCACCAAUACUUGCUGUUCCUUUUCAUAAGUUUGUAAUGCAGGUGAAUGUACAUCCUGUUCGAGUAGCCCUUAAUCUUCAGAAGGCUCCAUUAUUGGUAGAGAAUUUGGGCAAAGUACAGAAAGUACUAGAAUUGAUGAGUGAGCGGGAAAUGAAACGAGGCAUAGAAACAAAUGAGGUAAUGGCCUUCAAAUUUCACUAUCUGGCAUUUAUAGCGGCAGAAGUGGCGCGCUGCCGGAGCAGACAGCUGGCUGCUCAGCAGGAGAAGCACAAAGACGGUGGAUACGAGAAAAAGGAGGGGGAAGAAAGGCGGUCAGAUCCGGUAGAGCUGUUCGCUAGGAAGAUGCUUAAAUGUGGGCGCAGUGGAGAUGGGAACACACCAGAAUUCCAAGAGAGCUUCUUGCGAGAGUGUGUGAGGGAGUUCCCGUACCGUGAAUGUACCGUGUUCAGGCAGAUGGUAAUGAGUCUGGCACAGCAGGAUUCACCUCAAGCCCUGAGUAUUAUUGCUGCCGCUAUAAAUGGGCAGAGAGGUUUUGCUGAUACCUCCACUUCAUUUUGUUCGACUUGUGGGGAGGAAGGAGCACCCAAGAAGUGCUCAAAGUGCAAGGCGGUGCAGUACUGUGAUCGAGAGUGCCAGCGUCUACACUGGUUCAUGCACAAGAAGGCGUGUGCUCGGCUGUCGCAAGCGCCUAACAAGACUCUCUCGCUACCGACGUCCAAAAUGGAAAACCUGAAGGUCAACUGAAAUCAAAAUGUUGCGAAGAACUUAAAUCUUCGUUACUUUAGAAUUUGAAAAUGUAAAUGUUUUUAAAUGUCACUUUAUUUUUGUCGAUGAUUGUAAAUGGUUUCUAGCCAAAGUGUGGGGCAUAGUGUCCAGAAAUCAGUUAGGCAGAUCAAGUUCUUAAAGUAAAUAUGUGAGAAUAUUUCCCAAUGAAGCACAUCUUUGUUUUCUGAUAAGAUGCCCGUAACACUUUUGCUCGACUACCGCUCGUUAACCCAUCUUAAUUCCUCGUAACUUCUGACGUUCUCUGUAAAGCCCAGCAUGUGUGCCUAAGCAAGAGAAAUAGUACUUACCAAUUUUCUUCAGUAUAUUCCAUUGUAUGUUCUUUAUAUUUACUCUGGGAUGGUUUAUCAACUUUUAGUUCGACAUUGUCAUUGUCAAUGUGAGUUUAGUUGUGGUUCGUAUGUCUAAGGCAAAACACUGUGUGUUGUAACAUCUGCAUGUAAUAGGGCAGUAAAAUUAUGUGAGAUCA
Molecule: messenger RNA, 1769 nt
Organism: Zootermopsis nevadensis
Lineage: Eukaryota; Metazoa; Arthropoda; Insecta; Blattodea; Termopsidae
Product: ankyrin repeat and MYND domain-containing protein 2
Molecular function (GO): protein binding
Source: RefSeq, a predicted model, not a curated record